Maniola jurtina (meadow brown) is the source of this 1548-nucleotide messenger RNA. RefSeq names its product lipase 3-like. Lineage: Eukaryota; Metazoa; Arthropoda; Insecta; Lepidoptera; Nymphalidae. Bases 326 to 1516 code for a protein of 396 amino acids. Gene Ontology annotation, biological process: lipid metabolic process. Gene Ontology annotation, molecular function: hydrolase activity, acting on ester bonds. The transcript is spliced from 5 exons. The record is from RefSeq and is a predicted model, not a curated record.
UUACUUACUUCGACACCAAAAUAAAUUCCAAGUGUUUUUUCCUAAUUUUCAAUAUUGGCCAAAAAGUUACUGUAGUUUUAUCUUGCCGUUCAACAUAAUUUUCAUAAGAACAUUAUCUUGCAUGGGAUAAAAAUACAUUCAGUCAAGCUUAGUGACUAGUCGACGAAUGUCUAUUUGUGCUAGUAGAUAAAAAAAAUCUAAUAAAUAUACAAACUAACAAAUCAAAAUUACACGCAUUAACGUUGUAAUCCGUGGAUUAAGAUAUUAAGCAGAUUAUAAAUAACGAUUUCGAGAGGAAGCCGUUGUCAUUUGUCAAAAAAUUACCAUGUUGGGAAUAGUCACAGCUGUGAUCCUGAUAGCCUGCGUGCAGGCCUUACCUUCAACUGUGGAUUCGACAGAUAGACAAGUAGUAACAACCAAGCGUUUUGACAUAGAAAAGAGAAUAGCACGAGAUGGUUACUACAGUGAGAGCCACAGCGUCACAACCAGUGAUGGUUAUAUUUUGGAAAUGAAUAGAAUCCCAUUCAGCCGGUACGAAAAAAGUGACAGCUCUCCAAAACGUAAACCCGUAGUCUUCCUAAUGCAUGGACUACACAAUUCUGCGAUAGCUUUCAUCACUUUAGGUGCAGAAUAUAGUAUAGCUUACACCCUCGCUGACGCCGGCUACGACGUAUGGAUGGGCAACGCACGAGGCGUUAUCAACUCCCGACGCCACGUUACCCUUGAUCCUGAUAACUAUUAUGACAGAAGGGAGUUCUUCGAUUACACCUUUGAAGAUAUCGCUCUCAAGGACCUGCCUGCUAUGCUGAGUUAUGUCCUCGAGUACACGGAGAACGAACAGCUGAAUUACAUCGGUCAUUCGCAAGGCGGGACAGCCUUCCUGGUCCUUAAUUCAGUUAAGCCUGAGUACAAUAAGAUAUUCAAGUCGGUAAACUUGCUCGCUGCAGUGGGAUACCAAACUUAUUUCCCUAAUAAAGCUUUGAGUAUUGCUGCCCAAAGAACUGAUAAUAUUUACUCACUUGCUGUAAGACUCGGUUCCAAGGAACUCGGACCUACACAAAUAAAUGAUAGAAAAAACAUAGAUGAACUCAAUGAAAACUAUCCAGACGUAAAGGAAUUUGCUCUUACGUCACUAGAAGAAUAUCUGGAUAUACCUUGGGAAAUAUUAGCCGGAGCUUCCAUCAAACAAUACGCACACUUCGGACAAAACAUCAGAGACAGAAGAUUCAGAAGUUGGAACUACGGUGUACUUGGAAACAUAUUAACGUACGGUCGCUUAUCUCCACCAGCUUAUAAUCUAAGAGCAAUCAAUGCCGACAUCACUAUGCACUACACAGUUAGUGAUAUUUUAUUGGAUGAAAGAGAUGUUUUAAACAUGGCCAGAGUAAUCCCAAAUGCAAAAGUUCGUCGUGUCGCUCGCGAUAGCUUCACUCACACUGAUUUCGUGAUUGCCCCUGAUUCUAAAACAUUAGUUACAGAUUAUAUUAUUGAAGAAUUGAACAAAAAGAAUGAAUAAAAUCAUGAUUAGUAUCGAAAAACAUCUAUGAU